Messenger RNA from Candidula unifasciata, 819 nucleotides. The record is from the annotation of a GenBank genome assembly. NCBI's taxonomy places the organism in Eukaryota, Metazoa, Mollusca, Gastropoda, Stylommatophora, Geomitridae.
AUGGCGACUUUCUUUGGUGAAGUUUUGCCGGUCACUUCUCGAGCUGUAGAUGAAGAUGAAGAAGAAGACGACGUGACAGCUGUUCCUACAAUAGACCCUGUUGUUCGUUGGACUGAAAAUUUCUCUGUAGAGGUCGAGAAAUUGCAAGACAGGAAAAUACCGUGUACAGUUUUUAUCCUUGCUUUGAGUGUAGAGGCAAAUGCUUUUUCAGAUAUUUAUUUGAAACCUUUUGGCUAUGAACCAGUUGGGGAAAUUCUUCCUAACCCAAAAGAAGAUGUGACGUCAUCACAAAGUUCUACCACCGAUAAGACGUGCAGCAUAAACCGUUGUCGCAGUAAUCCUGCAGUCUAUUUGUGCCAGUGUAAAGUUGAUAUUUUGCCAGAACACAGUUAUGCUUGGGUCAAACUGCUAAUCGACAGAUUCGAUUUAUUAUCAGCGGACAUCAUCAUUCUGACCAGCAGUGGUAUGAGUGGCUAUUGUAGUGACCUCCCCUUUUCCGACCUAGAAACCCCAUUCCUCAGAUGUCUGAAAUCCGAAAGCUUUACUGGAUUUCCCAAAUGCAAGAUUUUAGAGCAGCCCAACAUGGUCACUGGAGUGCCAGCACAGUUGAUGACCUUCUGUCAGGUGUACGGGUACAGAGCUGUCACAUACGUCUGCUUCAAGGAGAAGAGGUAUAUGGACAUUGCAGAUAUCAAAGCCUUUAUUCCACUGCUGCAGACAAAAGCUGUUAAAGACAUUACAGAGGUGAACAAGAAUGCAGAACAGAUGCUGCGGGAGGCUGUGAAACUGCAUUCUCUUCAUGAUAUGAUGUAUAUGUGA